GUUCCUUGCGCCGCUCUCACGUCAACAGUGAGGGCGGAAGCGAAGAGUACAGGAUGCGGCUCCUGGUUGCGUUGCUCCUGCUAAGUGUCGCAGUGGCGGACACCAUCUCAAGAAAAGAUAAGUCUCCUGAAGUAAAAGCUACGUCCCCGCCUCCUACGGAGGUAGAGCCUUCUAAGUCGGGAAUGCCUGGCAGUCCGACGGGGCAGAGACAACAGCAAUCCACUACCGUAGGCCAGGUGGAGCCGACUAAGGCAGCAGUUUCCAGUUCGGCGGUAUCUGGACAGCAGGUCGCUGCAACCGAUCCCCCCAAAGACGAGUCGUCUAAUCCCAAAACUCAGCCCGAGAAAACAGAUACCAAGUCAACGGGGUCUGCACAACAGCCCCCGCCAGCCGACCCCAAACAGGAGGAAUCUGGGCAGAAGCCCACAAAAGUUGAUCCGGAAAAGCCCACAAAAGUUGAUUCCAAUGAGCCCGUCUCCAAACCCUCCUCAAAUCAGGAGACCCCCAAGAUUGAGAAAACCGAGCUAGCUGGAAAAGGACAGAAAUCAACGCCUACUUCCAAAACUGAAUCUGGGGAGAGACCAGCAGGAGACUCUGACUUCUCUUUAAAGCCAGAGGGAGAAGAGAAGUAUUCAGAGCCCACUGAAGCUGUGGAAGCCAAGGAAGAGAGUGAGGUAGAGCCAGAAGAGGGCUCACCACUUGAAGAAGAGGGUGUAAAGGUGUUGGACCCUUCCUCCAGUGAGAACCGAGAGGGGCCGCUUAUAGAGUCUGUGAAUGAGGAGAAGGAUACCUCUUACAAGGACAGUUCUGCAAACACCAGUGCUGAGAGCAGCCACUUCUUUGCCUAUCUGGUGACCGCAGCUGUCCUUGUUGCUGUUCUCUAUAUUGCUUACCACAACAAGCGGAAGAUUAUUGCUUUUGCCCUAGAAGGAAAAAGAUCCAAAGUCACUCGGAGACCAAAGGCCAGUGACUACCAGCGUUUAAACCUAAAGCUUUGAUUAUUUUUUUGUCUGCAAGAACCUUGUGCUCCCUCUGAUUUGUUCCUGAAUCAAGAAAAAUGAAAAGACUGACCUCCUCUGGGGUUUGUGGCAAGUCCAGGCCUGCAGAGAUGGGAUUGCUUCAGGUUUUGCACCUGCACUUUGGUGACAUUGUACUCUUUUGGUGUUUAUUUACUUUUGUGUUUCCUUUAUGCUGGUGUGUUCCGCCAUCCGUUCUUCCAUGGAGUGAGGAGGGAGCACGUGAAAACGUGACUGACUGAAGGAAGCCUCUCCCUCAGGCAGGCACACGAUGGACCACUCCCAUAGCCACUUUAUCUUUGCAACUCUAGGAGGAAGCUGCAGAGAGAUGCUUUCUAAACAAGAAACAGAAGAUGGUGGGUGCGAUUCUGAUGGGCAGAAAGAGGUUUGAACCCUAAUUCUCUGUAGAGGCCUCAGCUGCAAACCAGUGUAGCAGGUUUAAAGAGUGCUGAAGUCUGACCCACUUGACUGUCUAUUUUUCUGUAAGUUUGCACUCUGGUUGUACUAGCAUAAAAAGGAACUUGGGGUUUCUGGAAGUAAAAUCAUGGUUCCAUGGAUUUUUGCUUUGUUUUGCUUAAUAUGGUGAUGAUCAUUGAACUAGUGUGUUCUUGCAUAUGGUCAUCCCAAUAGGAAGGAAGUUCUUGGAAAGGGGCAGGUUCAUAUUAGUGCAAGGAAACACGUAGGAGGGAUUUGGUAUGUAUGAAAGGUUUUCCAAAAACUCCAUUUUGCCUUUUUUGCCUAUAAUAGAUAGAUAUUUAGGAACUAACUACACUCUCCAAAUUUCUCUUGUUCUGUUUAAUGGUCCUCUCAUCUAAGAUGCCAAGGUAAUGAGUAAAAUCUUUCCUCUGGCAUCUGGUCAUGAAGCUGUAAGAAACCAAGUAGGCUCCCUGACAUAAUAGAGGGUGUCUUGGAUUAUGCUGUGUCUAUCUGAAGUUUUAUUCCGGUCUGUGUAGUCAUGCCUAAAGAGAGAAAAGUCUCAGCUAAUCUCAGGGAAAAGGGAAAACACGAUGGGAGAACUCAGUCUAAAGAAGAUAUGGAAUUCUUUCCCUGUGCUGACUGCAGCAAGUGCUUGAAGUUUGUGUUCUUGGCAGGUUGCCUUCUGAAAGUAAGAUCAUUGCUACCGUUUUCUCAGCCGUACACAAAUCUUGUAUUAACUUUUUCCAAGUUGAGGAAGCCGUUCUCACUCUCCUUCAGCUUUUCCUAACACCUCUCUAGCUCCCCCUCUUCAUUUUCUCUUCCUCUUCCUGUUUGUGCGCCUCUGCAUGCUUACCUCCAGUCUCGUAUGCAUGCCUAUUACCUAUCCUGUUCUAGUUGCUGUUGCUUCCAUUACCUUGCCUACUCUUUCUGACAUUUCUGGCUUGUCUUGAUCUGUUUUGCUACUGUUUCUAAGGUUACUUUAUCAGAUCUCCAGAUUAAGCAGCUCAUUUUCACACCUUGUUCUUCACCCUUGAUAAGUGGAUGCUAGGGUCCACGCAUUUUGACAGUAUGAGUGUCUCUUGCAAAUUGUGCUUUGACUUAUCUUGUGGGAGGGGAAAGUGCACAGAGCCAUGUCUCUAUUGCUUUGGUCUCCUCAACUAAUCCAUCCAUCCCUUAUCCUCUCUGUGACUCUUUAUCUUUGGGCUCUUGGGAUGCAUACUUCCCAAGAACCCACUUCAGUUAUACGCUAAAAAUACAUUCUCUCCUUGUCACCCAUUCAGAAUUUCGCCCUUGUACCUGUCAAGCUCCUCUACCUGUUCUUCAGAUUCCUUAAUCAUCUGAAAACUCCACACUGCUAACUAGAACAUUUUUCUUGUCACAGAUCCUCCCACCCCCCUUUCAAAAGAAACUGAGUAUACUCUCCAUUAAUUUUAAGGAAUCACCUGAACUAGUUCUCCUGACAUUUUCUAAUGCCAGGAUUGGGAACAUGGAUCUUUCCAGAAUGUGUGCCCUGGUCUGAAGCUUCAGUCUGGAGUUGUAUUGUCGACUGGAUUCCUUGGCUUCAUCAUUCAGGCCACACUCCCUGUCUGCCUCUGCCUUCAUCAUGUCCUCUGUACUCCAGCUUCUCCUGAUGCUCUUAGUUAGUUUCCCCUCCUUUCGGCUCACUCAGGUGCUUGUGUUUUGAAGGACUCGCUCACAGGCUUAUAUUCCUUCCUAGCUUCCCCAGUGGAUCGGCUCUUCCCACUGCACACUGAUAGCUCCUUCUGUCUGCCUCAUCUUGAUCUCCAGCAUGACUUGUUCUGACGUCACUGUGAUCUCCCCAAGAAAAUUAAGCCCUGAGAGACAGCCAAUGGUGUCCUACCUGCCUAGUAUGGGUAACACCCUCAACCCCCACCCCCGCAACCCACCAAAGAUUUGGGGUCAAAUUUCCUGUUGGAGGUGUGUCUGAACCUGGGGCUCAUACAGCUCUUCCAGGUCAAGGGUUGCUGAGACCGUACACUUGUUGACUCUUGUUCUCGAAGGCAGGACUUAAGAUAGAUUUUCAGGAACCAAGAUGGACAGCGAGAAGACAGACACAUGACAUAUUCCCAGGGUCCUCAGAGCCUCUCCCUUUGGACUGCUGACAGUGUUCCCUGUGCUGGCAGACACAGCGGGAUUUCUCUCACUUGAAAAGCUGCACUGGAAGGAGAUGGCUCCCACACAGAAAGUCAUUUGAGGUUGUCUUCUAUAGGUAGACCACUUGAAGCAUGUUUUUCUAGACUGUGUGGAUGGUGCUGGCCCAGCUGAGGCGUCCACACCAGGGCUGGGCUCGCCUAUGGAAGCACACGGAGUCUCAAGCAGUGCUCCCGUAGACUAUUCUCAGAUCGCUUUCUGCUCAGUUGCUGAAGGGCAGUUUCGUAAUGGGAACCUGCUUGUCAUAGAUGCUAAUAGUUUGUUUUCUGCUAUGGAUUACAGAAGCCACUUCAGGACCAAACAGCUAACUAAACGUGCUAAGGUGUUUUCCCUGGAGACGGAGCUCUGUGCUCUGAAGAACUCCCCUGGUAGUGACGCUUGCUCUUCUCUCUUCUCCAGGGCCUGGCGUGCUUUGCACAUGUUCUGAGCCAUUCGAACAAGGAAGGGUUUUACCAGGCCCCCGCUCUGAUUCAGUUUUCUCUUAAGUCUUGCUAGGAAGGUUCAGUUUGGCAUUUCCUUAAGAAAGCUGUAGAGUCAGGCGUGGUGAAGGAAGCCUUUAAACCCAGCACUCCGGAGGCAGAGGCAGGAGGAUCUCUUGAGUUUGAGGCCAGCCUAGUCUAGAAUAGCAAGUUCCAGGGAGCCAGCGUUACACAGUGAGAGCCUCUCUCAAAAACAAGGAAAAGCGGCAGAGAUGUUGAGGUUUAAUCUAAAUCCAUCAUGGUGACUCUCAGUUCAUUUAGUUUCCUGCUCAGCUGUGACUGUAAAUAUUUUUUUUUUUUGUUUUUUUAAGACAGGGUUUCUUUGUCACUUUGUAGCCUGUCCUGGAGCUUGCUCUGUAGACCAGGCUGGCCUCGAACUCACAAAUAUCCACCUGUCUCUGUCUCUCGAAUGCUGGGAUUGAAGGCAUGCGUUACCACUGCCCAACGUAUUUUUUUUUAAUUAGUUUUUUUUUUUUCGAGACAGAGUUUCUCUGUAGCUUUUGGAGUCUGUCCUGGAACUAGCUCUUGUAGACCAGGCUGGCUUCAAACUCGCAGACAUCUGCCUGCCUCUGCCUCUGAAGUGCUGAGAUUAAAGGCAUAUGCGACCACCACCCAGCAACUCUAAGGAUUUUGGUUGAGAAAACUUGGGUAUGAGAGACUUCUCAGCCUGCAGAGCGCAGUGAACACCCAUGAAGGGGGCCUCCUCACACUAUGAUAGGAAUUUAUUAACUCAGACCACCAUGUUAAGUAAAUGACUGAAUAUUGUAAUUAUUUUCUUUGUUUUCUUUACCCAAUGAAUAGAUUGCCACUGUUAGUCAUGUUUUGUAUUUUCACCUCUUUGUAACUUAACUGUAAUGGCUUAAUUUUAUUUUUUUAAAGCUUACUAUGGUAUAAUAAGUAUUUUCCAGUUUAUUUUACUGAGCUGCUAGUGCAUCUCAGUGGAGUUUCAUGUCAUUCUUGAACAGAAACCUAAAUAAACGUCAGAUAUCGACGCACUGAAAC
Messenger RNA from Microtus ochrogaster (prairie vole), 5086 nucleotides. It is a transcript of the gene Tgoln2, whose product is annotated as trans-golgi network protein 2. Lineage: Eukaryota; Metazoa; Chordata; Mammalia; Rodentia; Cricetidae. Gene Ontology annotation, cellular component: endosome; trans-Golgi network; trans-Golgi network transport vesicle. The record is from RefSeq and is a predicted model, not a curated record.